This is a messenger RNA of Colletotrichum spaethianum, 810 nucleotides long. Its product is annotated as 3-oxoacyl-[acyl-carrier-protein] reductase FabG. The record is from RefSeq and is a predicted model, not a curated record. Gene Ontology annotation, molecular function: oxidoreductase activity, acting on the CH-OH group of donors, NAD or NADP as acceptor. The transcript has a single exon. NCBI's taxonomy places the organism in Eukaryota, Fungi, Ascomycota, Sordariomycetes, Glomerellales, Glomerellaceae. The coding region runs from base 1 to 810 and encodes 269 amino acids.
AUGCUCAGUCUCCAAGGAAAAGUCGCCCUUGUCAUCGGCCUCGGCCAAUCAGGCUCAGACGGCUGGGGCAUCGGCGCCGCGUGCGCCGUCACCUUCGCCAAGCAGGGCGCCAUCAUCUUUGGCGGCAACCGCACCGUCGAGUCCACAACAAAAACCAAGGCAGCAAUCGAAGAAAUUGGCGGUGUAUGCGAUGUUGUCGCGACGGACGCAACGUCCUCGGAGUCCGUUAAGGCACUUGUGGACGCCUGCCUCGCCAAGCAUGGCCGCAUUGAUAUUCUCUUGACGAAUGUUGGGCAGUCGCAGCCGGGGUGUCCUGCAACAAUGGCCGAGGAGACGUGGGACUCGCAAAUGGACUUGAAUCUGAAGAGCGUGUACCUCGCGUGUCAUCAUGUUCUCCCCGUCAUGGAGAAGCAGGAAUUCGGAGGCAGUAUUGUAUGUGUUUCCAGCAUCGCGGGCAUGCGGUACAUCGGCAAGCCACAGAUUGCGUACAACACGACAAAGGCGGCUAUUAUGCAGUUUGUCAAGGCGACGGCGGUCAUCUACGCGAAGAAGAAGGUGCGCUUGAAUACGGUUGUGCCAGGCUUGAUGGACACGCCGUACAUAAAGAGCUUGUCGCAAAGGUUCCCUCAGGAAGGCGGGUAUGAAGCGUUCAGGAAGAUGAGGGAGGACCAAGUACCGAUGGGUUGGAUGGGAGAUGCAUGGGAUGUUGCUAAUUCAGCGUUGUUCCUGGCUUCGGAUGAGGCCAGAUAUAUCACAGGGCAGAGAAUUGUGAUUGAUGGCGGGAUUACUUCGUCUACGGGGCGUACUUAG